GUGCAGCUUCGGUUGCUAAGGAACCACUGAACGCAGGUGCCAUAAAGAUGACGGUGGCAUAGUGAGCAAGCGGGUCAGUCUGGCUGGUUGAGGUGUGGAGGGGACACCACAAAACCAGGCCAGGUUUCUGACUAGUAAAAUUUCCACUGCCGUCAUAAACCUCUGCAUCAUCCAUGUCUAUCCCUGGAUAAGAGCUACAACUAUGGUGACACUUAUCACAGAGCAGCUCCGUAAGCAGAGUCUGGAAGAGCCUUAUCAAAAGGCUUUCUCAUUCAAUGUGAAUGUGUCAUUACCUGCAGUGGGCUCCAGUCCCACUGUCUCGUGGAGUGCUGGUCGAUCAAGACAAGAAACCCGCUCAGUUACACACCCAUCAACCAAAGCCAACUUUCUAGAUGAAGCCUGUGGAAUUGACUCCAUAUGGCUUCCUUCAAACGCUGGAGAACGUCACCAGAGAAUGGAGGUUUCGUCCUUUACAGAAAAGGCUUUACAAAACUCGCCACCGCCCCCACCUCCAAAACGCCACUGUCGGUCCCUCUCCGUUCCAGAAGACCUGUUUCGAUGCCGCUCCACCUGGCAUCCAAGUGCAUCCAAGGUUUGGACCCCAGUCAAACGCGGCUGCCCAAGUGGAGGAGCAUCUAGUUCUGGCUCUGGAGCCAGCUCUUUGCUACUUUGUGGUCCCAGUUCCUCUUCCUCUGUCCACUCAUCUUCUAGCCCUACCUUCUUUAGCUUAGCACUCUCCUCUGACUCCCCACUACCAUGGAGCUUCCCAUGGGACCCCUGUGACACACUGAAAGGAGCCUGCUCUGCCUCCUUUGCUACUCCAUCCUCCUGCUCCUCUUCACCGGCCCCCCUGAUUUCUCACUUAAUGCUGCAGCGCCGCUUCUCCCUCUCCCCUGUGCACAUUCAGGGCACCUCUGUUGUCCUCCUGCCGCCCCAGCCCUCCCCUGCUUCUGCUCUAGCAUAUGGCUGUUCAGGCAGGGAGCACCCAGCCCUGUCUCCGUCUCCCACUUCAGCCUGCAGUACACCAUCCUCCUAUAGGCGUGACCUGCAUCCAGCGCUGCCACGGUGCCACUCGCAGCCCUGUGACAUGCGCAAGCCACGCUUAAAGAGGCGCCAUGACGCGGAUGUUCUCCCCUGCCCCAGGCCAGGCCUUAACUUCAGCAAGAUGACACAGGCAGAGCAGUGCUCAGCCUUCUCCCCUGCAGAGUUCCUGGGACGAGGCAGCAUCGGGCCACUAAGUGAAAGUGAAGAAGAUGAGGAGGAUGAAGAAGAUAAAAGAAAAAGGACCGUAAUAGAUGGAGGACAAAAUAUUGUUUUUGAGAGGGACUGCACAGAACUGGAUUUGAACCUUAUAGAAGAAAACUGACCACUUGUUGGUUCUCCUAGUGUAAUUAGAGCCUCCAUAACCAUGUUAAGCACACCAGUAGGCUUCGCGUGCUUUUUGGGCAGAAUCCUUGGGAACGGGCUGAUUUCAUAAAGCUUUCAUCAAGAGUUUGAACCAAGCAAUUAGCUUCAAUAUCGAAUUACAAUGUAAUGAUUGUAACACUUGAAACUAGUUCACUGUUAAACAUUUCACAAAAAUGCCAGUGCCUGCCUUUUCAACACUCCAUAGGGAAAUGUGCAUGAACAAAUAAGUGAGUUUUCAUGCUUACAGACUUUUGGCUAAUAUUUCAUAUUGAUGAAAGUCUUGAAUUAGCUUUAACUGUUGGUAAGCAUCUUGAUAUCCCUGCAUAUCCUUAUCGAAUAACAUAUAUUGCGUUAAGCACAACAUUCUUCUCAUUUGCUCAUAAAUCACACACUGAAGGCAGAUUGCUUGGGAUUGUAAUUGAGCACUGGUCAAGUCACCAGAUGCUUCUUAAGUGUGUGGCGCUCUGAUUUUGGACAUAAAGUAAAGCAGAACCUAAUUAUACCCUGUGUAAUUAAAAAAAUAAUAUGCAAGUAGCCCAAAUAUAGGAAUUAUGUCCAUAUAUAAAUGCUCUGUGGUAGGUUGAACAGGAUAUAUUCCAAGAUCUUGCUGCAGUCCCUUAAAUCUCUCAUAGACCCUGGGGUAAAAAUCUGCUUUUACUGCUGUUCUGUCAUUGAUUUGUCCUUUUGGAGCGACUCUACAUCAUGGAAGGGAAGGUUUUCUUCUGAUAGGGGAAAGAAUGUCUCCCCCUUUUUUGAGUUUGUUUAGACAUUAGCACAAUGUCAGCAAUCAUACUGAUGAUACUGUAAACUGAACAUUGCCUUAAGCUUUAAACACAGAGUUCCUGGGACUCAGACAUUAUUGCAAACUCCAUUUGCGCUAAUUCAGAUAGUUUUGAAGUGGUGGUACAUGCACUAUAAUCGCCAUUUGAAUAACUGGAUCGAUGCUGCAGCUGGACUUAAACAGGGCACAAUGAGAUGUACUGCACAGUGGCUGGAGUGAGUACACGUCGAGCUAAUUCUGAGUGAAUGUGACAAAGGUGGGAGUGAUGCAAAUGACUUGGUGGCCUUUCAGAAACGAACUUUCUUGUGUUUUCAGAUGGUAAUAUUCCUGUUGCACAAUUUAUGUACAAAUAAACUUUAAUAGAGAAUGAUAUUUUUUUUUUCCGAAAAA
Molecule: messenger RNA, 2578 nt
Organism: Limanda limanda (common dab)
Lineage: Eukaryota; Metazoa; Chordata; Actinopteri; Pleuronectiformes; Pleuronectidae
Product: protein FAM53C-like
Exons: 5
Coding region: 203-1366 (387 amino acids)
Biological process (GO): protein import into nucleus
Cellular component (GO): nucleus
Source: RefSeq, a predicted model, not a curated record